CGGGGCCCAGAGCAGCGUGACACCAGCUCUUUGUGAGGAGGAGACGGCCCAUGUUCCCGGGGGACAGGAGGAGCUUUGCGACACGAAGGACAUUUUUAGAAAGGCACUGGGGAGCAAAUGGACCCUGUGUACACCAGACCUCCCCGCUCCUCUGGGCCUUGUGUUGUGUUGAGYCUGCCCGGUGAGAGCGGCAUGUCCUGAGCGGCACCAACUCCUCCCUCCGAGAUGGCAGCUACAGGGAGGUUCAGCGCCGCGAACCCCGGCAACCCCCAGCCUGGGGACCUGAUCGAGAUUUUCCGGCCAGCUUAUCAGCACUGGGCCCUCUACCUGGGGGAUGGCUACAUCAUCAAUGUGACGCCUGUAGACGAAGGGCCUUCAUCAUCGUUCGCCAGUGCCAAGUCAGUCUUCAGCAGAAAGGCCCGGGUAAGGAUGCAGCUUCUGAAGGAUGUGGUGGGAGAUGACACCUACCAAAUCAACAACAAGUAUGACAACACUUACCCUCCCCUCCCCGUGGAGGAGAUCAUCCGGCGGGCCGAGUACUACAUUGACCAGGAAGUGUCCUACGACCUGCUUGGCAACAACUGCGAGCACUUUGUGACACUGCUCCGCUACGGAGAGAGGGUCUCUGAGCAGGCCAACCGAGCGAUUGGUGCCAUUGGGUUUGUAACGGCUGCUGCUAAUGCCUUCUACCUGCUGGGCCUUUUGCGGAGAAGAUUCAGAGAAAGACAGUACUGACGGACUCGCGGGACAGCCGGUCAGUGCAGGGCAGCUGCGUCCCUAGCUGGGAUGGAACCAGGACAGCUCACGGAUGUGGCUGCAACUGAGAUUUACUAACUUAUACACACAUAUACACACACACACACACUUACACACACUUAUUGCUUUGCUGAGGACUGAUCCAGUGAUCUUGCAAACGUCUUUCUACACAUGCUAUUUUUACAACCUGGUUCCUCUGAACUAUUUUGUUAAUAACUUUUAAAAACAGUUUGAAGAAAUAUUUUUACAUUGUUUUGAGAACAAAAGUAACAUACCAAUAUUGCUAAAAGUAAUGUGGCAACUAUUGCUCCAACUAAUGGACUGUGCAGCUGCCUAGACCUGMAUGAGUCUGCCUGUGAAAUGGUAAAAAUGGUAGACAAGACAAUACUACAAGACAAUACUACAUCUUUGUCCUUGUAUUGCAGUUCCUAAACUCUGAGCUGCUCUUGAGAAUGAGGAAGGCAGAAAGGAAGGGCAAGUCUUAAAAGACAUCUCCCUUAGUGUUUUAAUUUGGUGUUUUGUUUUUGACGUGGUGGUGUCUUGCUUGGUUUUCUUCCACCUGCAAAAUGUCCCCUUUCCUGUUUCCUCUGACUCCAUCAGGGAGCAGUAAUUAGGGGGCAUUAGGGAGCCCCCCACCUGUUGACUGCUGUGGGGACUCUAACAAACAAAUCAACUAGAUUUUUGUCUGGCAAGUGUUUGUUCCAGGUUGGGAACACUGUGCAGCUGAAAUUUCUCUCUUCAUCCAUUAAGUUCAGUAACUGCUCGUACUGGACCUGACCGAGCUUGUGCUUGGUCAGCACCUGUGCAGCAUCUAAGUGACAUCUCACAAAACCUGGAGAGUCCAGCUAUUUCCCAGUCACAAAGUUGAUGUGCAAUUUGUCUCAUAAGAAAACUACUAUAAAAAGUUGUGGKUUUUUUUUACUGCCUGAAGGAAACAUUUGGUUUGCAUUUUUGGAAUCAUGUCAUUUGCAGACUGCAUAUAAGAAGUUUAACCUAUCUUGCUUUGGCCAUGUGCCACUGCCUGGACUGCAGGAAGAUAUGAGAGCAAAAGAGCUGUCUGCAAGAGGCUUGCUAUUUUUG
This is a messenger RNA of Nothoprocta perdicaria, 1836 nucleotides long. It is a transcript of the gene PLAAT1, whose product is annotated as HRAS like suppressor. Gene Ontology annotation, cellular component: cytoplasm. Gene Ontology annotation, molecular function: glycerophospholipid phospholipase A1 activity; A2-type glycerophospholipase activity. NCBI's taxonomy places the organism in Eukaryota, Metazoa, Chordata, Aves, Tinamiformes, Tinamidae. The coding region runs from base 226 to 735 and encodes 169 amino acids. Gene Ontology annotation, biological process: N-acylphosphatidylethanolamine metabolic process. The transcript is spliced from 4 exons. The record is from RefSeq and is a predicted model, not a curated record.